Molecule: messenger RNA, 894 nt
Organism: Trypanosoma brucei brucei TREU927
Lineage: Eukaryota; Euglenozoa; Kinetoplastea; Trypanosomatida; Trypanosomatidae
Exons: 1
Coding region: 1-894 (297 amino acids)
Source: RefSeq, a predicted model, not a curated record
AUGGUGAUGAGGGCGCAUCUUCCUCUUUUGAGUCGUGCUUCAACGCUGGCAUUCAACCAGCCAGCGCCGAAUAGCACAUUUUUCGGCCAACGGAGGCAAAAAAUACUCGAGGACUUGCAGGAGAACAAAAACGACAAAAGCCUUGCGGGUCGUGUGGACCCUCAAGUGGCUCCUUUAGUGCAGUUCAUCAAUGAACACUUUAGUUGCUAUGUGACGUCCAGCUCCUGUUCCGGUAGGGUAUCACUCUUUCAUAAAGGUCAACUAUCCGCCGGCUGCCCCAUAAACCCACUAGCAGAGGCGAAAGUCUUAAAGGCUGAUGCCAAUGCUGAUAUGCACAACCGAAAACGUGGCGCCUUUGGUCAGGGAGCAUUGUUUCAAUCACACGAUCCAAUCCCUAAUGUGGAGGAGAUGGUCACGCAGCGCCUGGUACCUGUCUUGGGGUCCUUUGAGGAAUGGCGGAGUCGACAACUCCAACUGGAGGGGGGACUCAAGUUAAUGCAGGAAAAGAAGUAUUUCGACUCACUACUGCACGAGACGGAACUUCUGGAGUUGAAGUUCGAACCAAUGAUUGUUCAUGUUCAGUGCGAGACUCUUGAUGAUGCCGCGCGGUUGCUUCAAUGCGCCAAUGAGAGUGGGCAAAUGGAGAGUGGAAUACUGUCGUGCUCGCGGGGGGCGAACGAGCAGAGGAAAAUUACAUGCUGCAUCACAUCGUCAUUGCGCGUGGCGCUUCCUUUGUUUGCCCAGGGUUGCUGGCUGUUGGGGCACCCAAAGUUUGACUCUGCGGAGUGGCGUUCACUCCUGACAAAUGCAUUAGUGCACAUGAAUGUUUUGUUUGGAGUGAAUGAGCAAAGGCGCGGACGGUUUCUGGAGAAACUUCAGAAGCGACUUCUGUAA